This is a messenger RNA of Clonostachys rhizophaga, 711 nucleotides long. Lineage: Eukaryota; Fungi; Ascomycota; Sordariomycetes; Hypocreales; Bionectriaceae. The record is from the annotation of a GenBank genome assembly.
AUGCCUAUUCGUAACCCUUUUGCUCGUCGCCCGGGAGUGAUUGUCGUCAAUGAUGAGAACCUCUCGCCCGUAUCCCCGGGCUUUGAACGAGUCGACACUGUCGGAUCCAAGGCCUCUUCCGCCCUUAGCAUCCGAAGUGUCAGGUCCCAGGACAAUGGCGAGUAUAAGAUGAGUGUUGUCAAUGAUAGCGGUGUCUAUCUUCCGCCAUCGCCCACUCAGGAACAAGGCCAGUGGCCUCGCAAGUUCCUCUCUCGAAAUUCGACCGAUACUAGGAGCAGCUUCGGUGAUAUCGAGCACUUCUCAAUUUCGCGUGAAUCAUUUGAUUCCUACAGGCGCUCCUUUGACAUCUCUGCCCGCUCGCCCAUCAAUCCCAAUGAGGUCCCGUCGCGAGGAAACAGUCUUGACUGCACCCGAUAUCCCCGUCUUCCUCGAUCGCUGGCGGACCGUCCCCUCCCCACUGCCGAGGAGGCUUUCGAGGAUGUCGGCCUCGAAGAUCAGAAACUCCAGCAGCAGCAACAGCACGCCCAGCAAUCACGCAAGCGCGGUUUCUUCUCUAAAUUCUCCGAGGGCCAAGACAAGGAUCUCACCAGCCAAAACUCCAUGUCACGAUUCCUGCCAAGUCGCAAGCGGGCCCAAAGCGGGCAAGGCGCUGAGCUGGGCAGCAUCGACCAGGCCAAGCCCAUGGUGACCGUCUCCGACCGCUCCCACUGA